CGAUAAUCAGGCCCAACGGACGUUACGAGUCGCGACAUCCAGAUUCUACUUGACAACAACGUGCCCUGCUUGAUAGUAUGAAUUUGACCACCAGGCAUUCUCCUGGACAAGUCUACAGGCUGGACGAAUAUCGUCACAAGGGGAUGUCUGGAGCCAUCAACCUAAACUCAUUUCACUAGACAGUCACCAUGACAUCCCAAUCAGCACUACCCUAUGAAGAGCCGGGAAUCUGGACGAUUCUAAUCCAAUCGGGGUUCCUUUUGGUUCUCAAUUUCGCCAACUCUAUUCUGGACAGAUUGGUGUAUUGUGGCUUGAUAGGACAGAUCUUCAUCGGAGUGGCUUGGGGAAUGCCGGGCACACAGUGGCUGACCCUCGAGGCGCAAGAAAUAAUGCAACAAUUGGGUUAUCUCGGCCUUUUGCUUCUCGUAUAUGAAGGUAAUAUCAUAUUCCGUGUUUCUUCCCUGCUUGCCAUUUUAUUCGAUAUCAAGGUUGUGUCCAUUGUGUCUUAUUUGCCUCGGACCUUGGUUGUGACGGCAAGCUCACUCCAGUCAGUGAAGAUCUCCCAUCAUCCCUGGGUCGCGUACAUCAAGUAUAUUUGCUUCCCAUAUGAACCUUAAAGAUGAUCUAUCUUGCACAUACGACCAUAGGGUGUGGAGAACAGGGCUUCCCGUCCGCUCAGCCGUACUUAAGCCACAUAUAGUAUGCGGUUA
Molecule: messenger RNA, 710 nt
Organism: Penicillium brasilianum
Lineage: Eukaryota; Fungi; Ascomycota; Eurotiomycetes; Eurotiales; Aspergillaceae
Source: the annotation of a GenBank genome assembly